AUGUCUGACUACGGCAACGACGACGACGUCGAAGAGACCUUCGACUACGAGCCCGGCGAGGAUGUGUUUGACGAGGAGCCGGAGGAACAAGAGGCCCUUGAAGGCGAGGACGGCGUUGAGGGAGAUGCAUACAACCCCAACACCAAUGGCGAAAACGUUGUUGUCUCUGGCGAUCCCAAUGCUGGAUACGCAGGAAAAGUGAUGGAACAAUCGCGCGAAAAGAAGGUCCCCAAUGAUCAGCGCACCACUACCCCGUACUUGACCAAGUACGAGCGCGCGCGUGUUCUCGGUACCCGUGCCCUGCAAAUCAGUAUGAACGCCCCCGUUCUUGUCGAUCUCGAGGGUGAGACCGAUCCUCUCCAGAUCGCGAUGAAGGAGUUGAACCAGAAGAAAAUCCCCCUCAUCAUUCGCCGAUACCUGCCUGAUGGAUGGUACGAGGACUGGACCUGCGAGGAGUUGCUGUAG
Molecule: messenger RNA, 465 nt
Organism: Penicillium paradoxum
Lineage: Eukaryota; Fungi; Ascomycota; Eurotiomycetes; Eurotiales; Aspergillaceae
Product: DNA-directed RNA polymerase core subunit RPO26
Exons: 4
Coding region: 1-465 (154 amino acids)
Biological process (GO): DNA-templated transcription
Cellular component (GO): RNA polymerase II, core complex; RNA polymerase I complex; nucleus
Molecular function (GO): DNA-directed RNA polymerase activity; DNA binding
Source: RefSeq, a predicted model, not a curated record